This is a messenger RNA of Staurois parvus, 248 nucleotides long. The record is from the annotation of a GenBank genome assembly. Lineage: Eukaryota; Metazoa; Chordata; Amphibia; Anura; Ranidae.
UCACCCUGUACCCCUAACAGGCACAGGGUGAUUUACACAUAAGAGGGAUAUGGGGAGCUGAGACAGGGGUCUCCCCAACUCUCCAAAGUGAGCUGGGAUCCAUGGGCCUCCCACCAUAUCUCCCCUUUCAGCAGGGGACUAACACAGGAGCAGACCCCAACUUCAUGUCAGGAUGCUGGAAUAUACCCAUUUGGAUUGAAGUCAUAUAUACUGCAUCACUGGAAUAUACCCAUUUGGAUUGAAAUCAU